Molecule: messenger RNA, 927 nt
Organism: Aspergillus puulaauensis
Lineage: Eukaryota; Fungi; Ascomycota; Eurotiomycetes; Eurotiales; Aspergillaceae
Exons: 2
Coding region: 1-927 (308 amino acids)
Source: RefSeq, a predicted model, not a curated record
AUGUCAUUUUCUUCAUUUAGAACUUCUAUCCUUUAUAACAAAAAGACAGCCCAUUCGGUAAUCCAUCAGCCAGUACAAACUGCGAACCCCGGCCGGACAAUACACUCAGAGACCUCUCGUGAUCUCUACACGCAUGAUCCUUCGAGGUUCCCGCACGCCUCCCCUGAUCUUGUUAAACGCAGUUCCAACCCCCGAAAUAACAAUUCUGUUCCAGAGACACCAUCUGGGAAUACAACAGCUCCGCUAGUGCUGCCCCAGACAGAAAAGGCCCUGGCCAAGGACUGGAAAUACGAGAAAGGUUCUAUUGCUGCAUCAGGCAUCUUCAGUGCAGUCGCUCUUGCUGCCCUUAUUCUCCUAACUGUGAUGAUGGUCAAGAAAUUCCGUCGACGGCAGAGACGUAAGAGGGAAGGCGAUAACGAUCCACUAGAAGAGGCGCGACGGAGGAGAGAGAGCUUGAUGUUCUGCAAGAAUACCUCUGCUCGGUCAUAUAUGGUCGAAGAGCAGAACGACGGCCAAGUCGUCCGCGUUUUCUGUACAAGUCGCAAUAAGCCUCAUCCCUCUAUCGUCGACGCUCCCGCCCAGAAAAUCAAAUCUGCCGCAAUGACCAUAAAAACGGGGGCUUCACGCCAUUUUGGGGUGUUGGGCGAUGCUGACAGUGGCCGCUCUGGCUCGAUCGCGAAGCAGAUUGUCGUUGUUCCUUCUCCCUUAAGGUCUGUUGUUUCUCGGACAGCCGUUCCUGGUCCUCAAGAUGGGCCGACUUUAGGAACUGAGAUACCCCAUAUGCCUGCUGCACCGGCUGGUCUCAGGUAUCCGGAACUGGACCGGGAUACCACCGAAGCAGAGGUUACGCCAUCCCAGAGUUUCAGAAUGUCGCUAUUUCGACUGCCAUCAAUCAAACCAAGCAAUUCUCCUCUGUUCAGCUUUUGA